Messenger RNA from Seriola aureovittata, 4644 nucleotides. Its product is annotated as xin actin-binding repeat-containing protein 1-like. The record is from RefSeq and is a predicted model, not a curated record. Bases 86 to 4510 code for a protein of 1474 amino acids. Gene Ontology annotation, molecular function: actin filament binding. Gene Ontology annotation, cellular component: focal adhesion; stress fiber. Gene Ontology annotation, biological process: actin cytoskeleton organization; actin filament organization. Lineage: Eukaryota; Metazoa; Chordata; Actinopteri; Carangiformes; Carangidae. The transcript is spliced from 2 exons.
UAUAUUAUUCGCAUGUACCUUUACUAAUACUGUUUCUGACGACUGAAUCCUAACAAUAUUACUCCCAUCUGUUUUUCAUUUCAAGAUGGCUGACGCAGCCAGGAAAAUCACAGUUUCACAAUCCUCUCAUGGUGAAGAAGACCUGCCUCUCCCUCCACCUCCUCCCGUACCACCUAGACCCCUGGACUAUGAAGGCAGCCUCCCAUUGCCUCCACCCAAAGAAACCUUCUCCACGUUCUACCAGCAACGGCAGAAGAGUGAGCUGAAAAGGCUCUUUAAACACAUCCACCCAGACCUACGGGCAAGUCUCGAUGACGUCGCGGAUGAUGAUAUAAUGAAAGCAGUGCAGUCAGAAAACGCAGCAGACGCAGCGUAUCAGGGUGAAGUGCAGUCCAUGAGGUGGAUUUUUGAGAACUGGACUCUGGACAAUAUUGGAGAUCCUCACGCAACCAAGAAGCUGCUGGACGAUGAGGAGUUAAAAGGUGGAGACGUCAGAGGCACAUCCUCUAUGUUUGAGUACACCGACGGCACCCAGCAAAUGUCUGCUAAAAGACAGACUUCUGUCAGAGGUGAUGUGAGAACAUCAACGUGGCUGUUUGAGACUCAGCCCUUAGAUUCUCUGAAUGAAUCAAAAAGAGAGGAGGGCGAACUGGUCGAGGCAGUGCUGAAAGAACCCAUCCAGCCAGGAGACGUGAGAGGGACACGGCUGCUUUUUGAGUCUCAAUCACUGAGCGACUUGGGCCGCUGCAACUCCGUAGAAGAUUACAGCUUCCUGAAACUGAGAUCUGAGCUCCAGGAGCAGAAAGGAGAAGUCCAGAAGACUGUGAAACUCUUCCAGGCAGAACCUUGCUGUGCCAUCAGAGACAACAGCGGCAAUAUCCAUGAAAUCAAAUCCAUCUGCAGGGAAGAGAUCAACAGCAACAACAUCAGCACUGCCCGUUGGCUUUUUGAAACCCAACCUUUGGACUUGAUUAAUAAGGGAACUGACGGAGUGAAAAUAAUUCGGGGCAUCUCACUGGAAGAGGGGCACAGAGGAGGAGUUGAUCAAAAGAGGUGGAUGUUUGAAACUCAGCCAUUUGACACUAUACAAGAGGUUGUGGGAGUGGACAAAUUUGAAGGAACUGUGGCUGAAUGUGAAGGAGAGGCUGAUGUCGUCAACAAAAGGAAGUUUUUUGAGAUGAAACCUCUGGAGGUGCUGAAAGGAGAUUCAGCAGAAAAGCAGGAAAUAAUUGGGGGGGAUGUCAAAACAUCUCUGUGGCUGUUUGAAACUCAGCCUAUGGAGACUCUUAGUGAUACCUAUGAAGUUGGGCGUCUGAAGAAAAUUACCCUCUCAGCUGACGAACAGGGAGAGGUAAAAGGCAGAAAGCAAAUGUUUGAGAGCUGCAGUAUUAAAAAGGACGUCUCAUUCAAAGAACAAGAGAUUGAAAAGGGUGACGUUAAGGGAUUCAAACAUCUCUUUGAAACAAUUCCUUUGAGCAAACUUGCUCAUUCUGACGAGGAGAUUGUUGAGAAGGAAAAUACAAUUACAGCAGGAAACGUAAAGGGUAACACAGCGAUGUUUGAGACAACUCCUUUAUAUGCGAUAAAAGACAGCUCUGGAAACCUCCAUAAGGUCACAACAGUCAGCCGAGAAGAAUUCAUCAAAGGGAAGGUCCAAAACUAUAAGUGGAUGUUUGAGACCAAGCCUUUAGAUGAGCUUGCAGAGGGAAAAGGAAAUGUUGAGGUGAUCAAAGGCAUCACCAGACAGGAGGAUACAAUGGGAGAUGUGAAAACGGCAAAGUGGCUCUUUGAAACCCAGACAAUAGAUGGGAUCCAUUCCAAGUUCAACAAGAUAGAGCAAAACACCUCUGCAGCAGAGGAGCCCAGUAAGGGUGACGUCAAGACUUGCAAAUGGUUAUUUGAGACGCAACCGAUGGACAUUUUAUAUGACAAAUCAGAAAAAGUGAAAGAUAAAGAAGCCAUCGACAAUGCCGAUGUCAAGUCCAUUACUUGGCUUUUUGAAUCACAGCCUCUCGACAGCAUCAAAGAUGGUGAGGAGUACAACUUGAAGCUCUGCAGUACCAUACAGGACUCUGUCAAAUCAGAGGUUGGUGUUCAAACAGUCAAACAUCUUUUUGAAACAGAAACCUUGGAUAGAAUAAGAAAAGAUACAAAUACAGAACAAGACAUGAGAUGUGUGAGCCAGGUCAACUUUCAGUCAGGAGAUGUCUCACGAGUCAAAGAACUUUUUGAAUCCCAGUCCCUCGAUGAAAUAGGAUCCGAAAUUGUGAGAACAUCUGACGAACAGACCCAAGAUGAACAAAUUGAAAAAGGUUCGGUACAUAAGUUUACUUGGAUGUUUGAGAACUGCCCCAUGAACCUGAUCAAUAAGGACAACGAUGCAGACAGUCAGGGAGUGAGUGGUACGGAGAGUGGUGACGUCCAGAACAAGAGGUUUGUAUUUGAAACCUCCUCACUGGACAAAAUCCAACACGAACCCCUCGAGCAGAAGUUGGUCGAUGAGGAGCAGCCUGCGAGCAAUGUAGAUGUGAAAUCAAGUACCAUGAUGUUUGAGUCCCUGCCGCUGUAUGCCAUCAGAGACAAAGAGGGGCAGUUUCACGAGGUGACAACUGUGAAAAAAGAGGAGGUAAUGAGCGGUGACGUGAGAGGAGCAAGGUGGAUGUUUGAAACUAAACCACUCGAUGCUAUCAAGGCAGAGAAUGAGGUUUAUGUGAUCCGAGCUGUCACCCAAGAAGAUGUCGAAAAAGGAGACGUCAAAUCAGCCAGAUGGAAGUUUGAGACGCAACCUUUGGAUUCCCUCACCAGCCGAGAGGAGCCCUCUGUCAGGGUCAUUGAAGACUUUGGGAGCAGCAGUGUGCAGCUCAAUAAGCAGAUAUUUGAAUCUGAGCAGAAGCAGAAGUUCGUGCGAAUGGUUAGUGUCACUGAUGUCCAGCAAGGGGAUGUCAGGACCUCUACCUGGCUCUUUGAGAAUCAAACGAUGGAUAGUCUGAAAGGGGAACCUCAGGAGCAAGGUCCAGUACAAACAGUCCACAGGGAAGACAGCCAGAAAGGAGAUGUGAAACGCUGCACCUGGCUGUUUGAAUCUCAGCCGCUGGACAAAAUCAAGGAGCCCGAGGAUGCCUCAAACGAAGAUGUUGAGGAGGAGAUACCAAAAGCUGAUGUGAAGUGCACUACCUGGCUCUUUGAGACCACCCCCUUGGACAAAAUCACUGCCAACAGUGUUGCUGACACCCUGUCAUAUCUAUACCAAAUGUCUUUUGUUCACUCAAGUGGCAUCAUAAUAGAGGCAAACGAGAGUAGUAAUGUUAACAUGGCUAAAUAUGUGCUUGAGGGCAAUGACGGCGUGCAAAUCCAGAAUGAAGAGGUGGUUGGGGGUAACAUCAGGAACAUCAUGUUACAGCUCUUACUGAAACCAACCCUAAAGCCCCAGGUUACUCUUCUCAGAGAGGUGGAGCAGGGCAAAGUGAACACCACAGUAGUAGAACUUCCAGUCUACCAAUCGGCCACAACGAUCAACCUAGAGAAAGAUCAAAGAAUACAAAACAUUGUCCAGAUGAUUGAUGAAUUGCUCGUUCAAGAUAAGGUUUUGAAAAAAGGAAUCAUAAUGCAAGAGACUGCAGGGGGACAGGCAGAGAUGUCAGUUUAUUCGCUCAUUUGUGACACGAAAACCGAGGGUCACAUUAUAGAGAGGGGAGAUGUAAAGUCGACGAUUGGAAAUCUGUUAGCCACCGCCAAUAGUCAGAGGACUGCGGCGUCGUGUAGAGUGGAUGAAAUUGAAAAGGGAAAUGUGAACUUGUACAAAAGUUGCAUUGAGAAAGGAGGUCUGGACAACCUGAAGAGUCUUCAUACUGAGUUGUCAGGAGAUGAAGCUGAUGACAGUCUUCUUGCUAAAGAACAGACUGAAAUAGUUCACGGGGAUGUGAAAGAAGCAAAGAGAAGCCUCUGCCAGCAGAAAGACCAGGUAGAGCGAACCAUUUCCGACGUUUUGCCGGGAGAUGUACGAAAUACCAAAAAGGUUUUUUCGUCAGAGUGCUCGUUCAGCAUUGACACCUGUGUUCCAAAGGAGGAAAUAAUCCCUGGGGAUGUCUCAUCAGCAAAGCAACAACUUGCAGUAAAGCAACCUGUCAUGGUAGAAAAAGAGGAGAUUGUGGCUGGGGACAUCAAGGCAACAUUGCAGUCAUUAGAACGAGCAAAGCAGCAGAGCAUGUGCGUGGAGCGGGAGAUCAUUCAACCUGGAACUAUCUAUGACAUGGAUUUGUCAGCCCAGUGUCCUGACAUAGAAGGAAGCCCAGCACAAAAAGAGGUUAUUAUAUCCGGAGAUGUCAAAGCAGCUAAAAAGUCCCUUGAAAUGGCUAAGCAGCAAAGCAUGAACAUGGAGCGUGAAGUCAUUGUUCCUGGAAAAAUAUACAACCUUAAUGUGUCAGCACAAGAGGGAAGCUCAUCAGCAGCGAUGCAAUCCACGUGUUCGUCUUCCUCCGGAUGCCAGCAAAUCAGGACUUGUCCAAAGUAACCUGUGAAGGACAACCACCCAAUACAACACAGAAUUCAACACCCAACCCUGUAGCAAAUGGAAACUCAAAAUCAACCUGCUCUGAGACUGUAAAUCCACCUCCACUCCCUCAAAAGACUAGUGAGAAACCACGG